UGUUUAUUUUUCCCCUCUCUCUCUUUCAAUACUCACGUUCUUGACCCUGAGUAACACAUCUUUUUAUUUUUAUUUUUUUUCCAUUUGUAGCCGCCGCACCCUUUUGUUUUUUGUUUUUCUAGCUUUGGCUCGGGUCGAGUGAUUGGGUUUAAUUGUGUUCUGUUUGACAGUGAUGCUUGUGCUCUGUCUUUUGAGAUCUUGAAUUCAUAUGGUGUGAAAAUGCUGAGUUAUUAGGUGGAGGGAUGGUGGAUGGAGGCUGUGGUGGGUUUGACUAUGGUGGAGGCUAUGGCGUUGGCGUCAGAGUGGGUCUCACAGAAGAAGGCAAAAAGAGAAAGGAAGCAGCAGUGGCGUGUUCGAUUUUUGGGUCUGGGAUUUGAGAAAGAAAGAGAAAGCAUGAUUAUGUUCUGAAGAAUUCAAAACUUCGGAAUGGGAAAGUUCCAAAAUUUUCCGGAAUUUUUCGGAAUCGCUUCUGGUUUGUGGAUUUUAUCAGUUCCGUGUGAUUCGUUCCCUUCAAGCGAAAUUAAUAGGUGUUGCUUUCCAUAAUUGUUACCUCAACAUUUAGAGAACAAAAACGAUUAAUGGAGUCGAACCAAGCCAAACCUGGCCUACUGUGCAACCCUGAAGCUUCUCAGAGAACCCUGUACCCAUAUGUAACCGGUACAUCUGUGGUGGCUCUGAAGUACAAAGAUGGAAUUUUGAUGGCUGCUGAUAUGGGAGGUUCUUAUGGGUCUACCCUGCGAUACAAGAGUGUGGAACGAAUGAAGUCUAUUGGAAAGCAUUCUCUUCUUGGUGCAAGUGGAGAAAUAAGUGACUUUCAAGAGCUAUUACGUUAUCUUGAUGAGCUCAUCCUAUAUGACAACAUGUGGGAUGAUGGCAACUCUUUGGGACCUAAAGAGGUCCACAACUAUUUGACCCGUGUGAUGUACAAUAGGCGUAACAAGUUCAAUCCACUGUGGAACUCUCUUGUCCUUGGUGGAGUGAAAAAAGGACAGAAGUACCUUGGCAUGGUUAGCAUGAUAGGUGUAAAUUUUGAGGACAAUCAUGUAGCUACAGGAUUUGGAAAUCACCUUGCACGGCCUAUUCUUCGUGAUGAAUGGCAUGAGAACUUGACUUUUGAAGAGGGUGUAAAGCUACUGGAGAAAUGCAUGCGUGUCCUUCUCUAUCGAGAUCGGUCUGCUGUCAACAAGCUUCAGAUUUCCAAAAUCACUGAAGAAGGUGUAACCAUCUCUCAGCCCUACUCACUGAAGACUUUCUGGGGUUUCUCUGCUUUUGAAAAUCCAACAUUGGGUGCUGAAGGAUCAUGGUAGUUGAAUAGAGGCACGGCUUCUGAACAUGAAACAGCCAACUAGGAGCUAAGAUGAACUUUAAUGUGUUUCUACAGUUAUUGGAACCAAGAAUUUGUAACAGCGUUGACUUGAAUAUAGCUGGUUGGCUUUUGAGAAACAUUUUAGCUAUAAUACCCAUCGUUUUCUUAAAUUUGGUGUUGCAGCAUCCAACGAGUAUGAACUUAUUGUAGUGAAUGUCUAUUUUCCUUUGAAUCAUUUGGCCAGUACGUGGUUUGAAGAUCAUAUAAUCGGUUGCGGAAUA
Prunus persica (peach) is the source of this 1587-nucleotide messenger RNA. Its product is annotated as proteasome subunit beta type-4. NCBI's taxonomy places the organism in Eukaryota, Viridiplantae, Streptophyta, Magnoliopsida, Rosales, Rosaceae. The record is from RefSeq and is a predicted model, not a curated record. The coding region runs from base 579 to 1307 and encodes 242 amino acids. Gene Ontology annotation, cellular component: proteasome core complex, beta-subunit complex; nucleus; proteasome core complex. The transcript has 8 exons.